AUGUAUAAGUACAGAUAUACAAGAAAAAAAGUCGAAACAUCGACGAUGAACCACCCAAUUGAUAGACUUUGGAUCGACGGAUGCUUUGAUUUCACCCAUCAUGGCCAUGCAGGGGCCAUUUUACAAGCUCGCAGCCUGAUUCCAGCGAGUUCCGACUCAAGUGUCUUGCUUUGCGGAGUGCACAACGAUGCGGAUAUCACGUAUAAUAAAGGAGGAAAGCCCGUUAUGACGCAGCUUGAACGCUAUGCACACACCCGCAGUAACCGUUGGUGCAGUGAAGUCGUAGAAGACGCACCUUAUGUGACCCAACCAAAAGUUUUGGACGCUCACAACUGCUGGUACGUGGUUCAUGGCGAUGACAUCACCACCGAUGCAAACGGUGAGGACUGCUACCAGGAGAUGAAAGAUAUGGGGAGAUUUUUGGUGGUCAAGCGCACUGAGGGUGUCAGUACUACAGAUAUAAUCCACCGUAUUCUGACUGGAGUCACGGUGGGUAGCGAUUUAUCGCUUUGCAAUAGCCAUAGCGCAGAACUUACACGAUAUGCAUCAAAUUCAGAUGGUCACAGACCAUGGUGCUUUGUCUUUGACGGCCAAGCUUCAGAGGACGCGAUGGUGGUACGCGGCGGGUUUGAUUGGCUUCCAGACAAUAUAGUGUACAUCGAGGGCGAUUUUGACCUUUUCCACAUUGGACAGAUUGACCAACUCGCGCAACUACGGGCUCGGUACGGCCCCGAAAGAAGAUUGGUGGUAGGAGUCUCGACAACGGACAAUUGCGUAAUGUCACCUCUUGAACGAGUACUUGGUGUGCUGAGCUGUAAAUACGUGGACGCAGUAAUAGUGGAACCCAAAAUUAAGCCUGAGGUGAAGGACCUUUGGGUUUUGGAUGACCCAGAUUUAAGGACUGGACCGUUCGCAUAUUUGGAUAAAGCCACCAUUUUGGAAAGAAUUGUAGCGGACCGCGACCAUUAUGUUGCACGCAACAUCAAGAAGGGCAUGUCCGGUUAUUAA
Molecule: messenger RNA, 1008 nt
Organism: Lachancea sp. 'fantastica'
Lineage: Eukaryota; Fungi; Ascomycota; Saccharomycetes; Saccharomycetales; Saccharomycetaceae
Source: the annotation of a GenBank genome assembly